UGAACGUGUAAUUGACUGAUUUUUUUAUUGGUUUGAAUAAAUAACUUUUUGACGUUUACUGAUUUAUUGAUCGAAUUGAUGUCACUGGACGGUAUUUGGAGAAAAAUAUUUUUAAAUUUUAAAUUUAUGAAAUUUAUUAGUGCAGGGAAAGUUCUAUUGGUGAAUAAAAACUUGAAAAAAUAUUUUGGAGUAAAUGAGUGUGUUUUUCUUGGGAUUAUUUCAAUAGAUUAAAAGAGCGCGCCAUUUAUAUAUAAUGUCAGUGCGCGCAGGCGACUUGCGCAUUUUAUUUACACCCGCGAGUCCCUCUUCGACGCAGCACGUGAAGCACGUGUAUGUAUAUAUAUUGUUUAAGACUUUUGUGUACAAAUUCAGAAGCUGACAUUUUGUUUACAUUUUUUAAGUAUUAUGUAUAUGAAGUUGAUCAUUGAUUUUUUGUAUAUUUUUAAAACUGCAUGAAUGGUUUUCUAUGGAUUUACUACUUGUAGAUAUCAAUUUGUAAAUGUAUAAAAUAGUUUAUUGUUAUUUUUUGAGGUUACGAGGAGAAUAUUGUUUUUGUAGAUUUAUAAAUAAAUAUAAGGAUUAUUGAAAUGGCUGGUCAACAACCGUCUUUUCCAUCGGGUUUUCCGGCACCCCAACAGCAAGCGAUGAUUAAUCAAUUUGGUGGGGGUCAAAUGGUACCAGAGUUGAUGGGCCCUCAGCAAGGAGGCAUGCCAGGAGGUUUAGUUAAUCCCCAACAGUUUGGAGGGAAUGUUGGUGGCAACGUUGGUGCCGUUGGCCCAAAUCCAAUGGGUAUCCCAACAGCUCAGCAAGUUAUGACCCAACAGCGCCAACAACUGGCCCAACAGACCCUCAUGCAGCAGCAGCUCCAACAAAUGCAGCAGCAACAAAUGCAAAUGCAGCAGCAGCAACAACAGACAGCUCAUGUCCCUCAGAGCAGCCAAGCUGCUAAUCAGGUACAGACUCCUCAGACUCCUGUUCCUCAAGUUCAGCCGCAAAUUCAACAGCAGCAGCCUCAACCUCCUCAGCAACCGGCACAGCAGCAGCCUCAGCAAAAGCAACAAUUUAAUACUGCCACUUUAUGUAAACUAGGCCAAGAAAUGGUACAUGAUAUUGUCAACCGAACUCUCGAACUUUUUCAAAUUCUUAAAACUAUUCAACCUCCCAACGGUACUCAGCAAGGAGCUACUGUAGCAAAUGAGAGGCAAAAGAAGAUGCUGAAUCAGCUCCAAGCCAAUGCUUUAUUUUUUAAACGUAUCAGAAUGGUAUACAAUGCAUGUAAUGAAAAUUGUCAAUUACAGGGUAUGGAGUACACGCAUAUCGAGAGUUUGAUUCCCUUGAAAGAAGAGUGGGAUAUGAAGUCAGAGGAAAAGAAAACCUCUGAAGCGUAUCGACACGCUUGUGAGGAACGCAACGAAUUAAUUGAACAAGUAACUGCCAAAAACCGUCAUUUGAAAGAAAUAAUCGAUCAUAUACGACUAAUUAUAUCGGAAGUAAAUAUAAUGUUGCAUAUGCGGCGAUCUUAGGAUUAAUUUUAAUCAAUGUAUUUAUUUAAAAUAAAUUAUUUUCAAAAAUAAAUAUAUAUGUACAUUUAAUUAAUAAAAUAAAAUAU
Molecule: messenger RNA, 1609 nt
Organism: Microplitis demolitor
Lineage: Eukaryota; Metazoa; Arthropoda; Insecta; Hymenoptera; Braconidae
Product: mediator of RNA polymerase II transcription subunit 30
Exons: 4
Coding region: 588-1523 (311 amino acids)
Biological process (GO): positive regulation of DNA-templated transcription
Cellular component (GO): mediator complex
Molecular function (GO): transcription coregulator activity
Source: RefSeq, a predicted model, not a curated record